Molecule: messenger RNA, 3790 nt
Organism: Salvelinus namaycush (lake trout)
Lineage: Eukaryota; Metazoa; Chordata; Actinopteri; Salmoniformes; Salmonidae
Gene: mto1
Product: mitochondrial tRNA translation optimization 1
Exons: 13
Coding region: 203-2269 (688 amino acids)
Biological process (GO): tRNA methylation; tRNA wobble uridine modification
Cellular component (GO): cytosol
Molecular function (GO): flavin adenine dinucleotide binding
Source: RefSeq, a predicted model, not a curated record
UGACGGCAAACAAUGGCGGCCCCCGGUGGGAACGAUUAGAUGAAUGUUUUGUAAUACCUAUUUUCACAGCAAUUUACCUAUUGCUCUGAUACUUCUGCAAUAUUGAACACUCCUGUAUGAUUAAAAAACUGUUUCGUGACCAGUAAAACGGAUCACAUUGUUAAUUCUGAUAUGAGGGCAGUUGUUGUCAUGAAACUUUGACAUGUUGGCACAGAAACUGCACCUGCUCCGACACAACGUCCUGUCAUUUGUAUCCUCUCGGACUGGUAGUGACCUCACCAGGCGCCAGUAUGAUGUCAUCGUGGUGGGGGGAGGACAUGCUGGGACUGAGGCGGCGGCCGCAGCAGCCAGAUUGGGAGCAGAGACCCUCCUCAUUACCCAGAAGAUCAUGACUAUCGGGGCCCUCUCCUGUAACCCCUCUCUGGGGGGCGUGGGGAAGGGCCAGCUGGUGAGGGAGGUGGAUGCUCUGGACGGUCUGUGUGGGCGAGCAGGCGACUGGGCCGGGGUCCACUUCUCCAUCCUAAACCGCAGCAAAGGGCCCGCUGUGUGGGGCCCCCGGGCACAGCUGGACCGGGAACGCUACCGCCAAUUCAUCCAGUCAGAAUUGCUGUCCACUCCCAGGCUGACAGUGUUGGAGGGCUCAGUGGAUGAGUUGCUGGUGUCACAACCCAACCCAGAGGAGCCUGGACACCACAGAGUCACUGGGAUAAGACUGGUGGAUGGAAGCCACCCCAUCUUGUCCAGCUCAGUGGUCCUUACCACUGGCACUUUCCUGUCCGGCUCCCUCUUCAUGGGCCAAACCACCUCUCCCGGGGGGAGGAUGGGGGACGCCCAAUCAUGUGCCGGACUUUCAUACACACUGAAAGAGACAUUGGGGUUGAGGGUGGGUCGACUGAGGACUGGCACACCCCCUCGGAUAGUGAAGGAGUCCGUAGAUCUGUCCUUGGCUCAGCUCCAAGCCCCGGACAAACAGCCCACUCCCUUCAGUUUUCUCAACACGCAUACCCACUGCAAGCCAGAAGAGCAGCUCCCCUGCUACCUGAUCCACACCACACCUGGAGUGGAGAGAGUGGUCAGGGAGAGUGUCCACCUCAACUGUCACAUACAGCAGGACGCCAAAGGUCCCAGAUACUGUCCCUCCAUCGAGUCGCGAGUGCUGCGGUUUCCGGGGCGACGGCACCAGGUGUGGCUGGAGCCGGAAGGUUUGACCUCUGACCUGUUGUACCCCCAGGGCCUGUCCAUGACCAUGCCCCCUGACGUGCAGCUCCGCCUCCUUAGGGAGAUCCCCGCCUUGCACCGAGCCGAGAUCCGCACUCCUGGUUACGGGGUGCAGUAUGACUUUGUGUGCCCCACCCAGCUGACUCCGUCUCUGCAGGUGAAGAGCACUCAGGGGCUCUUCCUCGCGGGUCAAAUCAACGGCACCACGGGCUACGAGGAAGCAGCCGCACAAGGCUUGUGGGCGGGGGUGAAUGCAGGUCGGACGGCCCUCUCCCUGCCCCCCAUGGCACUGUCUCGUACCCAGAGCUACAUCGGGGUGCUGAUCGAUGACUUGGUGGGCCGAGGGGUGACAGAACCUUACCGCAUGUUCACUAGCCGCGCCGAGUUCAGAACCUACCUCAGGCCCGACAAUGCAGACCUCCGUCUCACCCCCAGAGGGUUUGAGGAAGUGGGCUGCGUGACUUUGCAGCGAUACAAGAAAGCAGUAAGUGUGAGGGACGGCCUCCAGGAAGCCCUGAUGGCCCUGCAGUCCGUGGCUCUAUCCUCCACCCGCUGGAGAGAGAAGCUGGGCAACAUCAGCCUGAGUGAGAACAAGAGCACCACCUUAAAUGGUUUGGAUCUGUUGCAAUACAAAGAUGUGUCCUUUGAAAUGUUGGCCUCCGUCUUCCCAGAGUGCCUUUCACAAUAUUUUGAGUACUCACAACGACUCAAGAUUGAAGCUGUGUACAGACCCCACUGCGAGAAGCAGAGUCGAGAGAUGGAGAGAAUACGGAGGGAGGAAAGUCUGUCUCUCCCCUCUGACAUGGACUACCUCUCCUUACCAGUGUCCCUCUCUCAGGAGGUCAGAGAGAUACUGGACCGAGUCAGGCCCAACACUCUGGGCGCUGCUACCCGUCUACCAGGCAUGACGCCUGCUGGGAUCAUCCACCUUCUCAACUAUGUCCUCAGGACCGGGCAGAGGAACAGACACACAGAGCACAGAAACCGAUCGAGCCAAAAAGAGGGGGAAAAGGGACAGCUGUGUGCAAGCAACAUACCAAUAUCUCAGUGAAAUAAUGUCUAAGAUUUUUUUUUUUUUACAAAAAUGAACUAUGGUAGUUUAGGAAAUCAUCACUGUUUAAUUUAAAAUGACCUGAGAUUUCAAACCAAACAAUUGUGCCCAAUUUCACAAAUUUUAUCUAUUCAGCCUCAAACAGUAACAAAAAUACAACAUGCAAGCUAAAUUGAUUAUCGAGUGAACAUUUCUAGUUCUGUAACAAACAUUUUAGUGAAACCAGCACAACAGUAGUAGUGCAACCAACAUUAUAUCCCAUGUGACCUUUUUAAAGUCACUACUGUUGGUGGUGAGAGUCUGUCCAUCCAGCUCGCCUGUCCCUCUGGAGAAGAAGUCAAACGGAAAUUUCCACUUGGGCUGUGGCGUUCCCCUGGGGGGUUCUGGGUAGACUGUAGUGUCAACAAACAUCACUUCCAUGGUCACAACAAAAGGCGAGACGAGGGGACACUGAAGAGGAGAAAGACAGUGUGCAGGGGGAAGAAGGUGGUUGAGAGGGAAACAAUGGCAUUCCAGGUCAUUUCUUUUACAGUGACAUGUCUCAGAAGACUGCAGCUAUAUCAUUAAUGUGGUUCCAGAGAAGUUCAACACUUCUGGCUGUGAAAUCUGCUCAGCACAACUACAGAAAAGAUCAUACAUAAUAAGCCCUUGAGGUUUAUGCACACGUUAUAGGGAUAGUUUACCGAAAUUACACACGUUUCAUUGGUGAACUAUCCCUUUAAAAUGGCAAAGGAGGUCAGAGGACACCCACCAGUUUAAAUUAACAGAGACUAGAGCAGGGGUAUUCAAGUCUUACCCUACGAGGACCAGACUACUGCUGGUUUUCUGUUUCUACCGGAUAAUUAAUUGCACCCACCAGGUGUCCCCAGGUCAAAAUAAGUCCCUGGGGACUUAUGGGGAGGGAAAAAAGCAGUGGAACUGGAUUCGAGGUCCAGAUUUGAAUUUGAGGGGAUUAGAAGAUAUGGAGAGAGCUUAAACUGUUCACCCACUGCAAGAGGAGACAUGCUUGACCCUUACCUUGACCUUCUGACAAUGGAAGAGGUAUUUGGCCCCUAGGAUGUAGUUCUGGGGAAAGGCCAGGAGACCUAUCUGAGCCCACAGCACCUGGACUGACAGGGAGUGGGGGAGGAGACACCCGGACUCACACGAAUCCUUCGGAGACAGAGGGAAGAGAGAAGUCAGGGGGAGGAUUUAGUUUUUUGUUUAAAAAAAUAAUCUAGUCCAGGGGAGGGUCAUGUAAUUUAAAUGUAAAAAUAAGUUGUUUUAGGCUAUAUAUAUCGAUGUGUGCUCAAUGUCGCCCCUCAUCUCUGAUUUUCUGCUGGGUGUAAUAAUGUGCGCCUAUAGGUUAUUUAGUGUGGUCUCAAAAUGAUCCAUGGGCCAUGCUCAGAGAAGCACAGCACAGCAAAGUUACACUCCAUUUAGACUUGAGUAUCUGGAGCAUCAGCAAUUGUGGGUUUGAUUACAGGCUCAAAAUGGCCAGAAACAAAGACCUUUCUUCUGAAACUCGUCAGUCUAUUCUUG